AUGUGCAGACCUAAGAGACAACGGGGCCGCCUGCAGGCCACGGACGCCAUGGGUGAAAACCAGGACGUGGAGGCCUUGCAGUUCCCGAGCCUCGGGAGGAGCCACGUGGAUGCCCCUACUCCUAGGGUCCCCAAGGAGCCUCACGAGCACAGGCUGAGUGCGGCCACCAGCUGCCUGUCCCCUGGGGCAGUGUCCUCCAGAGACCACAUCCAAGGGCCCCUGAGUCCCGAACCUUGGCCGCGGAUCCUGGAGAAUGAACGCGACUCUGGAAAAUGUACUCAAGCCAGGCUCACCCUGAAAUUAGUGGCUUCCCUCCCCUGCCCAACACUUCCUGCCGUCACCUCCCCAGGGCCCUGCCUCACAGGAAGUCCCUGCCGCAUAAAUGGCCAGUACUGGGUCCCUCAGGCUGACCUCAGGUCCCCAUGGAGCUGGGCUCCCGAGCGGAGCCCACUUCACCCCAGCUCUGCAGACACCGAGGUCCCGGAUGCACAGUGCAGGCCACGCUGGAACACCAACCCCCAGACUCAGGCUUGGGGACGGCCUUCGUCUGCACUCAGUGCUUCCCGCAGCCUCUGGGGCUUGUGCGGGGCUGGAGCCCUCCUGGCCGGCAGCCUGGGCCCUCCCCGGCCCCCAGCCGGCAGCAGGCCCCGGCAGCCCCAGGUGCUGCUGGCGGGAGCCCACGUGUGCUCCCUGCACCCUUACAGAGCUGAGCUCCAUCUCGAGCUUCUGCCCGAGAAGCAUCCCGCGUGCACUCAGCUCUGCUCCGCGGUGUCCCAGUCACCAGUCCAAGACGAGCGCUAG
Rangifer tarandus platyrhynchus (Svalbard reindeer) is the source of this 801-nucleotide messenger RNA. Lineage: Eukaryota; Metazoa; Chordata; Mammalia; Artiodactyla; Cervidae. The record is from the annotation of a GenBank genome assembly.